Messenger RNA from Papilio polytes (common Mormon), 2375 nucleotides. RefSeq names its product protein phosphatase 1 regulatory subunit 21. The transcript is spliced from 9 exons. The record is from RefSeq and is a predicted model, not a curated record. The coding region runs from base 106 to 1392 and encodes 428 amino acids. Gene Ontology annotation, cellular component: early endosome; membrane. NCBI's taxonomy places the organism in Eukaryota, Metazoa, Arthropoda, Insecta, Lepidoptera, Papilionidae.
UUAUGACAUUUUCAACAAAGUGGGUGUUCAGGACUGUAGAUAAUCGAACAAAUAAACAAUAUUCUACAUUACAAAGAACCGUAAUGAUCUCUUGAAACUCUAAAAAUGGAAGGCUUACCUGCAGGAGAUAUACAGGCAAAGUACCAAAAGCUGGCAUCCGAAUAUUCAAAGCUAAGAGUUCACGUGAAAGUUUUAAAAAAGGGCGUUCUAGAUGAGCAAGCAAAGUCAAAUGAACUAAGGGAAACACUAAAAUCUAAGGAGAAAGUUAUCAGACAAGAUGAAUUGGAGAUAGAUUCAUUAACUUUUAGAAAUCAGCAGUUGACGCGGCGCGUGUCCGUCCUUCAGGAUGAGCUCGAUGCUUUGCAGAAUAAGUUAAGUAAGAAAACAAAAAGUAAAACUGAUGAAAAACAAACGACUAGCUCUGUGCCUGCACUACUCGACCCCGGCCUGCUGCAGGAGGAGCUGCAGAAGAAGAUAAUUGAGAAUGCACAGCUUGCAUCACAGCUUUCAGAUAAAACCUUCGAAGUGGCCCAACUUAGAGCUUCCUUAGAGGAUUACCAGAAACAUUAUAAUGAAAGUGAGAGUAGAUAUAAAUGUGAGAUAGCUAAACUGAAGAAUAAAAUCCAAGAGAUACAAUUUACAUUAGAAGAGUUGCAGAAGGAUAGAGGACACAAGGGUGUAGCGACGGGCAGUCAAGCGAGCUGUAAUGGAGACUUCUUGUCCGAGGCUGGUAGUCUGAUAGGCAGCGAGGAUGCUCUUAGUUCUGUAGAUGAGUUGAACAUCAACGAACAGCUCAGUACAAAAGCAUUCACAUUAGAUCAGGAGAAUCAGAAGCUUCGUAUGGAGUAUGAGAUACUGCAGAUGGAGAACGAAAGCCUUAAAUUAGAAAUAGCUAAGCAUGUUUCCGCAGCUCAGAAGAGGAAAGGAGAGAGUCAUGAUUCCGGAGACUUUAAUACAUUUAAUGAGACCUCGGUGGAUGGUGAGGGCAGGAUGACGGGACUUCUUGGUAGUUUAGAGGUGCCGUUCACCCUGAAGCAGGAGGUGCAGGUGCGCGAGGAGCGCCUGCAGCAGUACUACCGCGCCAAGCUCAGCGCCGCACGCGCCGACCGCGACCUGCUCGCCACCAAGACUGAACAUUACAUUAACGAGUGCGAGAUGUUGCGGCUGCGGUUCGAAGAGAUGGAACGGGAGAGGGAGAGAGACGCGCUUACGGUUGAGGAGAAACACAACACUAUUAGCAGACUGGAGGAGGAAUUACACUCGACGUCGCACAACUACGAGCAGCAGAUGUCGGUGCUGACGGAGCACGUCGCUGGACUCAACGACCAGCUCGCGGAGCGCCACCACCAGCUCGAGCUGCUGCGCCACCAGCUCGCCGCGCGCAGGAAGUGACGUCACACCACACCACGUGCCACCACAACUAACAACCAAUACGUCAUAUUAAUGAAACAUGGGUCAAAUCACGUGAAAUGUUCAGUAAAAGCCCCGAAAAAGUUAUAUCUCACGAAAAUUUUAAUAAGCAAUAUUUGAUCGAAAACACCAACUUAAAAUGCUAGUGAGAAAAGUCAAAUUAAAAUAUAAGUAUUCGUAUGAAAAGUUUUAAUGUUUACAAAUGAAAUAAUCAAAAAAGAAAGAAGAUGCUUAAAAUGUCAGAUCAUGAAAUCGAUUUAAAUUUUAAAUCGAUUUUUAAUAUGGUUUUUCAUUUGUUGAUUCACAUCCCUAAAGACGUUGAUCUGACAGCUGUCAAAGUUAAUAUAUUAUGUGUUGCUAGAUAGGAAUAUUUAAUUCGUUUAAACGUUCUAGUAUUUGAAGAGUGAUUAAAUUGCACUGAUAAAAUUAUGUUUUAAUUAAUUUGAAUUUCUAUCACUAGAUAAAUUUAGAUAAUUUUUCGGAAGACCUUGAGAUUAUUGGGAGAAUAGAAAAGUAAAAUGAUUUAUUUUUGUUUGCAAAGAGCAAUAAUCUGCUAAAUAAAACAAAUGUAUCUGUACUGAAUAAAAUAACAAAAUGUUUUUCUAGUAAACUUCACACAUUUUUAAUACAUUUGACACAAGUUUUGAUUUGAGACUUUUAUAUUUACAGCUAAUUUUGACUUGGAAGUAAAAUUUUAUUUUAGUCCUUAAUCGAAAACAUUCCCAACAUUUUUUUUAAAUUGUUUUAACCUACAACUUUGAACCUUAAGAUCUGUUUCCAAUAAGUAUUUUGCCGCGCGGUUAUCGCACGACCGUCGUUUUGCAGCCGCGGUCGCGCCAGUGCAAAUACACUUUAUACCACUUACUGCCAAACUGAAAUAAUACAUAAAUAUGAUAAUGCCACAAAAAGACCUGUACCACCAAAAUUUUAAAUUAUAUUUGUAAAAACCACGACAGUUUAAAGUU